AUGGCCGGGAAAUCAGCGGGCGGGCAAGAGGCCCGCCGGGAACCCGCCAGCGCCUGGGUGCGGGAAGAGAAAGGUGCGCCGGGGAAGGCGGCGCCCGCGAAACCGGCCGGCGCCGGGACGGGCCCAGCCAAUGGGCCCGGGGAAGUAGGGCCGGGCGCGACAGGGGUCGGAACAGAGACCGGGGAAACGGUAGUGGGAGUGACCGGGGGAGCUGGGGUAAUAGUGACCGGGGCAACGGUAGUGGGAGUGACAGGGGCAACGGUAGUGGGAAAGACCGGGGCAACGGUAGUGGGAGACACCGGGGUAACGGCGACGGGUGAGACCGGGGGAACGGUAGCCGGGACGCCCACAAAUACCUGA
Klebsormidium nitens is the source of this 360-nucleotide messenger RNA. Lineage: Eukaryota; Viridiplantae; Streptophyta; Klebsormidiophyceae; Klebsormidiales; Klebsormidiaceae. The record is from the annotation of a GenBank genome assembly.